Ictalurus furcatus (blue catfish) is the source of this 1985-nucleotide messenger RNA. It is a transcript of the gene dbx1a, whose product is annotated as developing brain homeobox 1a. The transcript is spliced from 4 exons. Gene Ontology annotation, biological process: regulation of transcription by RNA polymerase II; cell differentiation in spinal cord. The record is from RefSeq and is a predicted model, not a curated record. Bases 277 to 1209 code for a protein of 310 amino acids. Lineage: Eukaryota; Metazoa; Chordata; Actinopteri; Siluriformes; Ictaluridae. Gene Ontology annotation, molecular function: DNA binding; DNA-binding transcription factor activity, RNA polymerase II-specific.
GUGUGUGUGUGUGUGUGUGUGCGCGUGUGUGUGUCCUCCGUGUGAAAGCGGCUCAAUUGGAGCUCUUCAUUCACUUCAUCCCCUUUUUAUUCUCUUUAUGUGAGCUCCUUUUGUUGCCUGUGUCACUCCCUGAAGCCUCUCAGCGCGUAUAAAAGUCUAGCCGGACUCACUGCUGCACACACUGAUUAGCACAUCAGGAGGACUCUCUCUCUCUCUCUCUCGCUCUCUCUCUCUCGCUCUCGCAGUCACGCAUCCUGUCCUCUGCUUUCCAUCAUGAUGACGAUGAUGCCCGGUCUCGUGGCCAUGUACCCGAGUUUGGUGCAUCCCACGGCUGCGUUUCAUUCCCCGACGCCGCACACUUUCCACGCGCACUCCGCGUUGCGCUCUCGCUCCGGCUUUCUGGUGGAGGAUCUGUUGCGCAUCAGUUCUUCUUCUUCUUCUUCUUCUUCUUCUUCUUCUUCUUCCCCUCUUUCCUCCACCGUCACUCCAUCCGAGCCUCCCGUGAUUGGAUUUUCUUCUCCAAAAACUCCGAGCAAAGAUCCGACACACCUCAAAUUCGGUGUUAAUGCCAUCCUGGCACACCCCCCCAAAAAACCGUCAGUUCCUCGUCCCGUUCCUGAAGUUCACCCUAAAGCCCUGACUGUUCCGUAUUUCGAUGGAUCCUUCUACCCGUUCCUUCGCUCGUCUUACUUCCCCGGAUCGUCCUCUGUGGUCCCAGUCCCUGGGACGUUCUCAUGGCCGUUGGCCUCCAGAGGGAAGCCGAGGAGAGGGAUGCUGCGCAGGGCUGUGUUCUCUGACGUGCAGCGUAAAGCUCUGGAGAAAAUGUUCCAAAAACAAAAGUACAUCAGCAAACCUGACCGGAAAAAGCUCGCCACCAAACUGGGCCUUAAAGAUUCUCAGGUGAAGAUCUGGUUUCAGAACCGGCGAAUGAAGUGGAGGAACUCUAAGGAGCGUGAGCUGCUGUCGUCCGGAGGCUGCAGGGAGCAGACGCUGCCCACGCGGACCAACCCUCAUCCUGACCUGAGUGACGUGCAGGAUAAACCAUUACUCCAUGAGGAAGGGGACGAGGAGGAUGGAGUGAGGAGUGUACAUACUACACGCUCGUACCCGUCACCUAAGUCCGAGUACUCACACUCGUGUCCCAUGUCCUCCCCAUCGAGCAAACACUCUGACUCUUCUGACUCGGAGGAUGAGAUCAUGGUUUCGUAACCAUCAUUAUAAAACACUCUGUGUGUGUGUGUGUGUGUGUGUGUGUGUGUGUGUGAGAUCUCAUAAUCAGCACACAUGUGGUUUUAUGUUCUUGCUGUGUUGCACAGCGUUUUUGGAACUGUACAGUAUUUUGUACAAAUAUUUUUGUAUGGAUAUUUUAUACCAAGAAUGUUGCGUUACGUUUACUUAUAUUUCACAUAGAUAUUUUUUAUUAAAGGCUGUAGACUUGUGUAUAAUUUAAACGAACGCAUGUGUGUGUGCAUAUUUUAUGUUUUUGUAAAAAAAAAAAAAAAGUCAAUAAAUUGUAACAUUAAACUGAUAAUGGUUUGUGAUUACUGUUAAAUUAUUAAAUAGGGCUAGAUUAACUUAAUUAAAGGCACAAUAAGUUAGGACACUAAAGAGACCCUUCUACUGACUGUGAAAAACACUGGAAGAUGCCUAGGGUUCCUGCUCACCUGCGUGAACAUGCCAUAGACCUGCUGCAGGGAGCCAUGAGGACUGCAGAUGUGGCCAGAUGUCUGUAAUGUAAGACGCCUAAGACACCAGCUGAUCACACUUGCAGUGGAAAAUUACAUGUAACCAACCAUGUGUUCCCCCAGACGUGAUCGAGAACCUUGGUGGAAGAGUGGGGGAACAUCUCACAGCAAGAACUGACCAAUCUGGUGCAGUCCAUGAGGAUGAGAUGCACUGUAGUACUUAAAGCAGCUGGAGGACACCAGAUACUGACUGUUCCUUCUGAUAUCGACCUCCGCUUUAUUCAGGGACUCAUUAUUCCA